CCCUGGCACCCGCCUCACUCGGCGGCGUACUUGCCCAGGCGGCGGUGCUCGGCUUCCUCGCGCCUCUCGCCCUGCUCUGCGCCACGCUCGCGGCUCGCUCCUCGUCGCCCUGCCUCUCGCGGAUCACGGUCCGGGCCCCCCGCGUCCUCCAGCACGGCGUGACUGCGCGGCCCCGCUCGCGGCGCGGUUUCGGCACGCGCUGCGGCUCUAGUUGUUGUUAGUGGUGGUGGUGGUUUUGUGAGGCGGGAAGGUUUGUCCUGAACCCCGGUCCCCGCACCUCGGACGCCAACGUGGAGCCCACGGGGUUCCCGAAGACGCCGUCCCACAGCCGGAGGCGGGGGCCCUGUGCCCUGUUCCCCCAGCGACUUGCGCCCUGCCGCACCGUGCCCCGACGAUCCCUCAAGGACGAGACCGACGUGCGGAUGGUCGCCUUCAGCGGGGCCAAGGGCGCCAGUCUGUGACGGACUGCACUGCCCUGCACCGCAUCGCACCCGCACCUAUAGCGCCGGCGCCUACCGCCCGCACCAAGAGCCGGCACCAUCCGCUGCUGGCAACUAGCACCGCAACUAGCACCGCAACUAGCACCGCAACUAGCACCGCAACUAGCACCACUCACAGCACGGCCCACUGAUGUCCCGGUCCGAGGCUGGCGGCGGCCGGGGCUCCCUGGCCGGCACCCUGGGCGGCGUGCACGUGCACGUCUCCGGGGACAGCCUCAAGAGCCUCAAGAACAUCAGGACAUGGCUGAGCCGGAACAUGCUGCUACUAGCCACCCUGAUCGGCGUGGCGUUCGGCGUAUUCCUGGGCCUGGUGCUGCGACCGCUGCAGCUCCACGAGGACUGGGUGCUGCUGCUCUCGUACCCGGGCGAGCUGUUCAUGCGCCUGCUCAAGCUUAUGAUCCUGCCGCUCGUCAUCGCCUCGCUCAUUGCAGGCACGUCCCGGAUGAACGCGCGCAUGAACGGGCGCAUCGCCGUCCGCAUGCUCGUGUACUUCGCGUGCACCUCGCUGCUUAACGCCAUGCUGGGCAUCGCCCUGGUGCUGGCCAUCCACCCGGGCGACCCGCUGCGCACCUGGGACCAGGACGGCAUGCCGCCGCCCGACCCCCGCGACGGCCGCGACCGCGCGCAGGUCAUGGACGGCCUGCUCGACCUCGGCAGAAACCUCUUCGCAGACAACCUUUUCCAAGCAGCAUUCCAACAGGUGCACACGGUGUACGUCCCUAAGGAGGAUUCCGCCACCGCGGUCACGGCCACCCCCACGGCCGCGGGGGCUGCAGGAUCGUACCCCGCCGUGGCCGCCCUCACCGUGGACGUGGAGAUGAAGCGAACCCUGCAGUACCGGGAUGGAACCAACACUUUAGGAAUUAUCUUCUUCUGCCUCUUGUUCGGCACGGUCCUCAGCACCAUGGGCAGCAAGGGCAAGGUUGUGGUCGAUUUCUUCUGCACCAUCUAUGAGGUCGUGAUGAAGAUGGUGUCUGGUAUCAUGUGGUUGACGCCCGUAGGCGUCUGCUCCGUGAUAUGCGGCAAGAUCCUGGGCGUGUCCGACCUGGGCACCGUCAUGUCGCAGCUGGCGUGGUUCAUCCUGACGGUGGUGAUCGGCGUGCUGCUCUACCAGCUCAUCAUCUUGCAGCUCAUCUACUACGUGAUCCUGCGCAAGAACCCCUACCGCUUCUACGCCUCGCUCUUCCAGUCCAACCUGACCGCCUUCGCCACCGCCUCCACGGCCGCGGCGCUGCCCGUCUCCAUCCGGAGCCUGGACCACCUGGGCAUCGACCAGCGCGUCAGUCGCUUCGUGCUGCCCAUCGGCUGCGCCGUCAACAUGGACGGGACUGCCCUGUUCAUCGCCGUGGCCUGCAUCUUCAUCGCACAGAUCAACUACAUGACCCUGGGCUGGGGCGACCUGGCCACUGUCUGCCUGACCGCGACGGCCGCCUCCAUGUCCUCGGCGAGCGUGCCCAGCGCCGCGCUGGUGCUGCUCCUCAUGGUGCUGUCGACCGUCGGCGUACCCGCCGGGGAAGCCUCCCUGCUUUUCGCCGUGGACUGGUUUGUUGACCGCGUUCGGACGACCAACAACUGUCUGGGCGAUUGCUACGCGGCCGCGGUGGUGGAGCACCUGUCCAAGGCGGAGCUCGAGUCCCCGGACGGCGAGGCCCUCAACACGGCGGAGUUCAACGGGAUCGGGACGUUCGUCGAGGAUGGGGACGUGGACUUAGAGGCCGCCCUGGAGAAGACGGCCUCGCUUCAGAACGGUUCUCUGAAAAAGUGAACAACAUGAGGCGCGAGUUUCGUGGGCUGUGUACCCCCCAACCAGCGCCAUUUCUCUCAUCAACCAAUUUUCAUUUUUCACCGAGGUUGUGCACCUCGCCGGACAGCGAGUGAAAACCUUUGACUGAUAAACACAUUAUGUUUUAGAGGAAGCCACUGGCACUAGUCGGUGUAGUGUGAUAGUAUGAUUGGAUUUCCUAGAAAAUACAACAUAUUUGUUCGUAUCUGUCGUAGACAUGUCGCUGGCGACAAAGAAGUAGAUCAUGAAACUAGAUAGAGUUGAUUGUACCCUGCAAAAGACAAUACGUGAACUAAGACCUGAUUGUACUGUACUGUUGUAACGUGCUGAUUUAUUGUGAUUUCGCUGACUACAAUUUAUUUACAUUUAGAUGUGUGUACGGGGAGGGGUAGGGUGUUUUAUAAGUAAUGUGCUUGACGAAGUCAAGAAAAGUUUAUUUUAUUAUUUGAAAAAGGGUGCUGUGCAUAUCUUGCAUUGGUGAUCUGCAGGAAUGAUGUAUUUUAUUUUUGGCUCACAUUGUCAGCACUGGCUCUAAGAACGAGGAUUCCAGUGUGAGGGAAGGAAACAACCCGUAUAACUCAUGUUCUUCCAUUCCCCGUCUUUGAGCCAGUGCUGACGUAUAAGAGAGUAUACGAUUGGGCUGUGAUGAGAUGAAUCGCCGGGGAUUCCUUUUUUUAUGGCAUACCAACCUCUUGAGUCGACAGAAAAUAUGCCCGCCUUACGAUGUACCAAAUCGAAUUAUACGUGCCAGUAGGUUGGCAUACCAACCUGGAAUGAAUCCCAGCCAAGCGGGAGUAAACGCUGACUCAUUUCAAUCACAUUCGGCAGACGAGCAAAGCCCACAAACUGUGGGGAGUCAGCCGGCAGUCGCCAGUCAGCCUGUACGGUAGGCCAAACAGCGCACUCGUGUCCGAGUAGUUGCCUACCCCCCGGCCGACAGGCGCCCCGGCCCGGUCAGCUUUUACCCCCACUUGGGCAGCCGGCCGACUGGUACUAGUGGGCUUCGUGACCCAGUAGCCCGGCCAGUCUGGGAAACGCUCGCAUUACGACUGAAUCAAGUAGUAUUAGUACGUAUUUCGUUGAAAUACUAAAUCGGGGUGUGUUGAACUUUACCUCACUAGACGCGCCUCAAUGGCUGAAGUUGCGGCUCCCUAACGUUGUGUCAAGGACCCGUGUUUUUUACCAAAACUGUAUCACUGUAUUUGGUUUGGUGUCCAGCAACGCGUAAAAGCUGCUGAGCGGGUCAUAGUGUCUGCCGUCAUAACAUUAAAUUAGAGUGUACCAAUUAUUUUUGUCUAAAAUUUGAGAGUGAUUAUCGAUUUAGAUAUAGAACCUAUGUUUUCUAGAUAUACAACUCGAGGCAGUUCUAUGGUGCCCAAAUUAGAGUUGACCAUUCAUUGCUUUUGAGUCUUAUCUUACUACAACAUUCAUAUGUGAUUUUUAAAAUUUUGUUAGUUAUUAUGAAGUGUUUACCAAAUUAGAAAAAGAACCACCCUAUGGUGAAUUUGGUGCUUGUAAAUGAAUAGAUAUUUUUCUUAACGAUAAAAGCUCAAUGUGCGUACCUAGUCACGUUUUUCAUUGGGCCACACCAAUAAAGAAUGUCAACCAUUACAAAA
Molecule: messenger RNA, 3899 nt
Organism: Frankliniella occidentalis (western flower thrips)
Lineage: Eukaryota; Metazoa; Arthropoda; Insecta; Thysanoptera; Thripidae
Product: excitatory amino acid transporter-like
Exons: 11
Coding region: 631-2265 (544 amino acids)
Biological process (GO): L-glutamate transmembrane transport
Cellular component (GO): plasma membrane
Molecular function (GO): glutamate:sodium symporter activity; neutral L-amino acid transmembrane transporter activity; L-glutamate transmembrane transporter activity
Source: RefSeq, a predicted model, not a curated record